Molecule: messenger RNA, 960 nt
Organism: Trichoplax adhaerens
Lineage: Eukaryota; Metazoa; Placozoa; Uniplacotomia; Trichoplacea; Trichoplacidae
Exons: 11
Coding region: 1-960 (319 amino acids)
Biological process (GO): L-glutamate transmembrane transport; malate-aspartate shuttle; aspartate transmembrane transport
Molecular function (GO): L-aspartate transmembrane transporter activity; L-glutamate transmembrane transporter activity
Source: RefSeq, a predicted model, not a curated record
AUGUUUUUCUUGAGCAGCUUUACGCCUCGAUUCUUGAAUGGAGCUAUCGCUGGUACUGUGGCAGUUACUUGUACUUAUCCGCUGGAUUUAGUCAAGACACGAAUGCAAGAGCAGCGAUCUCAUAGUCAACGCAUGUAUCGCAACAUGCUUGAUUGCUUCAUAAAAGUCGGUAGGAGCGAGGGAUUCCGUGGGCUGUAUAAAGGUUAUGCGGUAAAUAUUGUUUUAAUCAACCCUGAAAAAGCAGUUAAAUUAGCUGUGAAUGAUGAACUUCGCCACAUAUUUAAAGGAAAUCGGAAAACUAUACCUAUUGCAGCGGAAAUGGCAGCAGGAGCUGGUGCUGGAUUCUGUCAGGUUAUCAUAACGUGUCCCAUGGAAUUUCUAAAAAUACACAUGCAAAUGGCAGGCAAAGCUGUAGCUCAGCCAGGUUCGCAGUUGUUUAACUAUCUGUCAUCAAACAGGAAAACCGCUGCUGCAUUUGCCGAUAGCAAGAGGCCUUCAGCUUUAAAAUUUGCAAUUGGAGAGUUACGAAAUAAAGGCAUCAGCGGAAUUUAUCGUGGCCUUGGGGCUACCUGGAUGAGAGAUAUACCGUUUUCUUUAAUUUAUUUUCCAGCAUUUGCUCACUUCAAUAAGAUGGGAACUCGUGAAAAUGGAAAGGUACCAUGGCAACACUCGAUUUUAGCUGGCUGUCUUGCAGGUUCUAUUGCUACAGUUUCUGUAAAUCCUUGCGAUGUUAUAAAAACUAGGCUGCAAGCUCUCGAUAAAGAUACAGGGAAAGCUAGAUAUAGUGGCAUAGUUGACUGUUUAUUAACAAUACUUUUUCUUGGUACCGUAGCUGCAUUUUUCAAAGGAUGCACACCAAGAAUAAUUGUCAUCUCUCCUCUCUUUGGAAUAGCGAAUACUGUAUAUUUGCUUGGAGUAGCUGAACGGCUGCUCGGUAGGGAUUACGUCCCUCCAGUUUAA